This is a messenger RNA of Rhipicephalus sanguineus (brown dog tick), 2429 nucleotides long. RefSeq names its product beta-galactosidase. NCBI's taxonomy places the organism in Eukaryota, Metazoa, Arthropoda, Arachnida, Ixodida, Ixodidae. The coding region runs from base 43 to 1959 and encodes 638 amino acids. Gene Ontology annotation, cellular component: vacuole. The transcript has 3 exons. Gene Ontology annotation, biological process: carbohydrate metabolic process. Gene Ontology annotation, molecular function: beta-galactosidase activity. The record is from RefSeq and is a predicted model, not a curated record.
GCCGAGAGUAAAGUAAUCGGCGCGAGAUCAGCUCCCGCAGGCAUGGCUCGUCAGACCGUAAUCGCGUGGGUUGUAACGUCGCUGCUCGCGUGCUCCAACUGCGCCUCCAGCAGCCGGUCGUUCACCGUCGACUAUGCGAACAACCAGUUCCUCAAGGACGGCCAACCCUUCCGGUAUAUUUCCGGUUCCCUCCACUACUUCCGGGUUCCUAAGGCAUACUGGCAAGACCGCAUGGAAAAGAUGAGGCUAGCUGGCCUCAACGCGCUUCAGACAUACGUGGAAUGGAGCGGCCACGAACCGGAACCCGGAAAGUUCAACUUCGAGGGCGACUACGACCUGAAGGCCUUCCUGGACACCGCGAAGAAAGUCGGCUUGCUCGUGAUCUUCCGACCUGGCCCUUACAUAUGCGCCGAAAGGGACAACGGUGGCUUGCCGUACUGGCUCCUGAGGUUGAACCCCAACAUGAAGUACAGGUCAUCGGACCCUUCCUACCUCUCUCGCGUGGACAAGUUCUUCGGCGUGCUGCUGCCGAUGAUCGAGCCGUACCUCUACAAGAACGGCGGUCCCAUCAUCACGGUGCAGGUGGAAAACGAGUACGGCCAGUACACCAACUGCGACAAGCAGUACAUGAGACACCUAGUCAACAUUACCCAAAGCUACCUCGGUCAAGACGUCGUUUUGUUUAGGACCGACGCUCCAGGCGACGCCGCCUACAGGUGCGACAGCGUCGAAGGACCGCUAGUGACCGCCGAUUUCGGUGCGAACGUCAACGUAGACGCCAUGUUCGCUGCCGUAAGGAGAGCCAUGAAACAAGGCCCGCUUGUGGUGACGGAGUAUUACCCCGGAUGGCUGGACCACUGGGGCCAGCGUCACGCCAAGGUAGACCAGAAGCUCGUCAUGAAGACCUUCGAGAAGAUACUACAGCGAAACGCGUCGGUCAACUUUUACAUGUUUCACGGUGGGACAAACUUCGGAUUCAUGAACGGCGCCAAUCCGCCAGCGCAGCCUACCAGCUACGACUACGGAGCGCCCCUGACCGAAGCCGGCGAUCCUAACGACACCUACUUCAAGAUAAGGGAAGUUGUCGGUCGCUACUUGCCGCUUCCUAACGGAACGCUGCCCGUCCCGGCAUCCAAGUUGAAGAUCGGCGCCGUGGAGCUGCACUCUUGCGCGACGCUCGAUGAUAUCCGCAGUUUCUUACGGGUUAAGGGUUACGUCACCGCUGUGACGUCUAACCGACCACUGUCGUUCGAGGAGCUAGGUCACGCUUACGGUUAUGUGGUGUACACGACGCGGGUGUCGUUUCGACCAUCGAGUCCGGCUAACUUGGGUGUCCCGGGCAUCAAAAACAGGGGAUAUGUGUUCACCGCACAGACUCGGGCAGUUGUGAGCACUGAUCAACUCGUGUACAGCGUGCCUGUGGUGGUUCAGGGCGGCCAGAACAUCACCAUCCUGGUUGAAAACACAGGCAGGAUCAAUUACGGAGCUGGGAAUCGCGACGUGAAGGGAAUCAUCGAAAACGUCACGCUAGACAAUCACCUCCUCUCUGGCUGGACCAUGGAACCACUGCCUUUGGACAAGUCUGAUGUUUUGACAGAGUUGGUAGAGGCCUUUGCUACGUCGAACGCCGAGCCACAGUGCUCGGCCCCUGGCGCGUUCUUCGGGACGUUCGUGCUGCCCGAAGGUCAGAAGACGUUGGACACCUUCCUAGACCCGACGGGUUGGGGAAAAGGCGUGGCCUUCGUGAACGGCUUCAAUCUGGGACGAUACUGGCCUAGCAUCGGGCCACAGGUGACCCUGUACGUUCCGGGUGUGCUGCUCCUUCCCCAUCCGGAGAAAAACACCAUAUUGCUCUUCGAGACAGAGUCUACGCCUGAAGGCAACAGGACCGUCAGUUUCGUCGACGUGCCAAACAUCGACGGCCCCGUACCUGGUGACACUGACAAUUUCAGAGGCUAGCAUUUCACGUGCGGCAAUCUGAACGUGCGCGCACGGAUGGACAGCGAAAUGUCUGUAAUGAUACCUGCCAAAUCUUGUGCCCGCGUGCUUGAACUACAAAUGCCAAACGAUCAUGAACAAUUUCACAAGCGGGUUUGAAAUAAACCUAGUCUUCAUUCAAACGUUUGGUAGUCACAACAGCGCGCAGUUGGUCUCACGGCCGUCCAACAAUCUUUACCGAGAUCCAGAAUUUCUUAGCCUCAACGAUCGCUAAUCAUUUGUAAACAACACAAACCAAAGGAAUAUCGAGUGGACUCCUUGAUUUCGGGCGCCAUCUUGGAAAACGCUUAUUCGUUUUACCCAAAAUGUGGGCUUGGCAUUGACAGAAUAAACUUUCUUGAAGCCUUAGAUGCCCCACCAAACGCGAGAAGUGACCGUCGGAGGCAUCGGCUUCACCUACUCCACGGAUCGAUGAAGGAAUUAAAGUUUGU